Onthophagus taurus is the source of this 2698-nucleotide messenger RNA. It is a transcript of the gene Clk, whose product is annotated as circadian locomoter output cycles kaput protein Clock. NCBI's taxonomy places the organism in Eukaryota, Metazoa, Arthropoda, Insecta, Coleoptera, Scarabaeidae. The record is from RefSeq and is a predicted model, not a curated record. Gene Ontology annotation, cellular component: cytoplasm; nucleus; CLOCK-BMAL transcription complex. Gene Ontology annotation, molecular function: RNA polymerase II cis-regulatory region sequence-specific DNA binding; protein dimerization activity; DNA-binding transcription factor activity, RNA polymerase II-specific. Gene Ontology annotation, biological process: regulation of transcription by RNA polymerase II; circadian regulation of gene expression.
CUGAUAUAUUAAAGUAUUUCAGGGGAAGUCGAUCGAAAUCACAUUUCCCAUUACAACAUGAUUGAUUAGAAAAUGGUAAUAUCCUGAAAAGCGCUUGCGCAUUUAAAACCUAGCAAACGAACCGCACUGGCAACAACCAGCGUCCGUACUGCGGCGGUUCAAAGAAAAUCCGUUAUACUCGCAUUAAAUUGAAAAGUGAAUAUCUCAAUUCCAUGUUUAUUCUUUAAAACCCCGUUUCUACACUCGCACGGCAAGAAAAAUCAUCGACAUCGAUCCAACGGCAAUUCCCAGAGUUAUUAAUCAAACGUUUCAGUGCAUCCAUAAUAAAUUUUCAGUUAGUGCUGUAACGAUUUCAGUGUCAUCGUUGUCGUCCAUUAUUUUAUUUCUAAAAAAACGCAAAAAUUAUUAAUUGUGUAUUAAUGAGAAAUUAGAACCAAUUCUUAUUUUUUCGUCAAAUUGAAAAUGAUUUAAAUAAAAAUUAAAGAAAGAUUAUUUAUUCUUUUAAAUAUGUUUUUGGUGUGCACGUUAAAAGAAGUGAUUAAAUAUUUCGAAAUCGAAGAGUAUCUACAGGGUGUUUUCGAUGAUUUUCAAGUGUUGGAAACGUAAACUUAAGCUACAUGACAAUAACAAAUUGUAAAAUGUCGACUAGUAAACGGGCUUCCGCUAGAAGAUCUGAUGACACAAUGGAUGAUGACUCGGACGAUAAAGAUUCUAAACGAAAAUCCAGAAAUUUAAGCGAAAAGAAACGUCGUGAUCAAUUCAAUCUUUUAGUAAAUGAACUCAGUUCAAUGGUGUCCACUGGGAGUCGAAAAAUGGAUAAAAGCACCGUGUUAAAGUCGACGAUAUCAUUUUUAAAGAAUCAUAAUGAAAUAGCUGUUAGAUCUCGAGUACAUGAAAUUCAAGAAAAUUGGAAACCAACAUUUUUGACCAACGAGGAAUUCACCCAUUUAAUUUUAGAGGCUGUCGACGGUUUUAUCAUAGUUUUUUCAACGUCGGGACAAAUAUUUUACGUAUCAGAAAGCGUUACAUCGCUCCUCGGCCAUUUACCGAACGAUUUACUCACAACAACCAUUUACGAAGUUGCUUGCGAAGAAGAACAAAACGAACUUUAUAAUAAAUUAAUUGAGCCGAAUAACGACGGUGAAAGACAAACUUCGUUUUCGUGUCAUUUAAGAAGAGGCGAGCCCAUGAAUAAACAACCAAAUUCGUACGAAUUAGUUCAUUUUACUGGAUAUUUUAGACCAGAUUCAGAAAUGACCCAAACCGAUAAUUCUAGAUAUAGCGGAUACUCAGGUGAAGCAGAUACAAGAUUGGUAUUCGUUGGAACAGGCCGAUUACAAACGCCUCAACUGAUCCGGGAAACUCCAUUGAUCGAUUCAGGGAAAAUAGAGUUCACCUCUCGUCACAGUUUGGAAUGGAAAUUUUUAUUUUUAGAUCAUCGAGCUCCCCCAAUAAUCGGAUAUUUACCAUUUGAAUUGUUAGGAACCUCCGGGUAUGAUUAUUAUCAUAUCGAUGAUUUGGAUAAAGUUGUGAGUUGUCAUGAAGCUUUAAUGCAAAAAGGGGAGGGAACUUCUUGUUACUAUCGAUUUUUAACGAAAGGCCAACAAUGGAUUUGGUUACAAACUAGGUUUUAUAUUACAUAUCAUCAAUGGAAUUCUAAACCUGAAUUUAUCGUGUGUACACAUAGAGUUGUAAGUUAUGUUGAUGUAAUGAAAAGAAAUAAAUUUGAAGAUACAAUAAUUCUUUACCAAGAAUCCUCACCAAAUAGUGAUAAUGUCUCUUGUGCCGCUUGGAAACCUUCGUCAAAGUCAAGACCAGCUUACGAUCCUUCCUCAGAUUGCACUUCAAUGUCAGCUGAUUCUCCAGCUUCUCGACAUUCAGCAUUAACUCAAUUAUCUGUGAAGUCGAGGGCUAGUAGGCAAGCAAAUACUCCAACUCAAUCAACUUCGACCCCGACUCAAUCGACUUCGAGGGGAGGAGCUCAACCGGUUCAAUCGCAAAGUAGUAGUAAUAAUAAUUCGUUUAUGGAACCACCACAAUAUGUAGCUACAAUUCCUAUGCAACCAAUUAUUGCUAGUUUUCCUCAACCUGCUGUUUUAUCACCACUUCCGCCUGUUGAAGGUAUGUUAUCUCCGGCACAAAAUCAAUUACAAGCGGAUCUUCAACGAAAACAUGCUGAACUUCAAGUGUUGAUUGGUCAACAACAAGCAGAAUUAAGAAGGGUUUCUGAGCAAUUGUUGAUGGCCCGGCUUGGUUUGUUACCACCAACACAAAAUGAAAAUCAAGCACCCGUUUCUUAUAACAAUUCUGAAACCGUAAGUAGUACAACUGCCAUGGCAUCAGUUCCAGGUCCACAAAUAAUAGUACCAGUUACAAUACCGGUCACUCAACAACAACAGAACAUUCCUUACUCACCCCAUGAAGAAAAAUAAAUAAAAAAACAAAUUGUGUUAUUGCAUUAUUAGGAAAGUUAAAACGCACAAAAGUGGGUUAUAAAAAACUAAAGGUGAUUAAAUAAGUGUGUUAAAUUAUAUUCUAAAAUGAACCAGAAAACGUAAAAAAGAAGAUUUAUUAUUGUGAUAUUGUAACUGAGGGAUAAACAAAUAGGUUGUAAAAUUAACUAUUUCUAUAUCCGUGUAUGUAUAUAGUAUAUUCGUGUUAUAAACUUCUUUUUCUAUUAAAGAAUUGGAGUGAAAAA